CUAGAGGGUAGAGUGUUUUACUCAUUUGCUGCAGAAAAUUAAAAAAAUCAUAAUUAAAGGAAUUUCCACGUAAUUUUUUAACUAAAUUCACAUAAACAUGAAGUGCAAAAUACCCGAAAUAUCAUGGCAUAAUCGUGAUCCAGUAUUAAGUGUCGAUAUACAGCCCAAAUCCUCGGAUAACAUUUACCGUUUGUGCUCGGGUGGAACAGACGCUCAUGUUCUAAUUUGGUACAUGAAAUUGACGUCUGGUGACCAUGGCGAUAUUGAAUUGGAUUUAGCCGCUGAUUUAACUCGCCAUCAAAGAGCUGUUAAUGCCGUGAAAUGGUCCCCGAGUGGAGAACUACUUGCAUCUGGGGACGACGAGAGUGUAGUAUUUAUAUGGAAGCAAAAAUCUGACAGUGAACCAAUAAAUAUUUUGGAUCCUGCCAAUGACCAAGACAAAGAAGUGUGGAUCACUUUGAAGGUGUUGCGCGGUCACAUGGAAGACAUCUAUGAUUUAAGUUGGUCUCCAAACUCUCUGUUUUUGGUAUCGGGAUCUGUGGAUAAUUCUGCCAUGGUGUGGGACGUACAAAAGGGCAAAUCAUUGGCCAUAUUGAGUGAUCACAAAGGUUUUGUGCAGGGUGUAGCUUGGGAUCCGAAAAAUCAAUACAUAGCCACACUAAGCACAGAUAGGUAUUUACGUAUUUUUGACAUACAGUCGAAGAAAGUACUACAUCGCAUCAGAAAAGGCACACUGCCCGUUCCAGAGGGCAAUGAUUUGCAUGGAAAAACAAUGCAUCUCUUUCAUGAUGAUACACUUCAAACGUUUUUCCGUCGCCUUUGUUUUACACCAGAUGGAAAGCUUUUACUUACACCAGCUGGCGUAACAGAUUAUGAUGGAUGCACCCAUCCCCUACAUACUACAUAUGUGUUUAGCCGUUUCAACUUCCGUCAACCGGCUAUAGUUCUACCCUGUCCCGAACAAUACACGGUGGCUGUACGUUGUUCUCCACUGCUGUAUCGCCUUCGGCCGCAUGAUGAAGAAAAGAACCCACCCGUUGUUCCGUUGCCAUAUCGUAUGAUAUUUGCUGUGGCAACGAAAAGUUCAGUUUACUUCUAUGAUACUCAACAGAAGCAACCGUUUGCAUUAAUUUCCAAUAUCCAUUAUACUCGUUUAACGGACAUAGCCUGGUCGAAUGAUGGCCGUGUUGUGGUAGUUUCCAGCACGGAUGGUUUUUGUUCGCUUAUUACAUUCGACGAGGGAGAAUUGGGCGAAGUGUACGAGGAUACUGAUGCAGUGCUGGAAGCUGCUUUGGCCCAAGUUAUUGCCAAGAAUACAAAGUCAAAGAAAGCAAAGGAUAAUGACGGUAGAAAUCGAAAAUCAUCAGUUGAUGAAAGUAGUGAAUCAAAAGUUGUAGCUACCUCAAAAGAAUCAUCUUUGGAGAAAAUAGACGAAGAAUUAAAACCAAAACCUGCGAAAACGGAUGAAGAAAAACUCAACACUAGGGAAGAUAAAGAUGAUACGCCAAAAGCUACACCAAUUGCCAUUAAACGAAAACCAGGAGGCACGGAAACUGCCAAAGAUUCCACAGAAAAAAAUAGUGACAAAUCUCAGGCUACACUAAUUGCCAUUAAACGUAAACCAGGAGCAAUUGAAAAGGCAGAAGAAGCCACAGAGAAUGGCAAAGACAAAUCACAGGCUACACCAAUCGCCAUUAAACGUAAACCAGGCAGUACAGAAACUCCUCCAAACAAAUCAGAAAAAGAAGCAACACCAAUUGGGAUUAAGCGUAAACCAAGUCAAGGUGAUGCUAAAACUGAGACUUCUGCAACAAAAUCGGAUAAGGAAAAGAAAGCAGAUGCAACGCCUAUUGCCAUCAAACGCAAGCCAGGUCCAGUUAAUACACCAGAAAGCAAAGGUGAAAAAGAUAAACAAAAACCAACACCAAUUGCCAUCAAACACAAACCUGGGCCAGCUGAUGGAAGUGCUAAAGAAAAAGCCGCUACACCCAUUGCUAUCAAACGUAAGCCAGGUCCCGUUGAAAAUCCCAAGGAAGACGAAAAUAAAACUACAGAUGAUGCAGAACAAAAAACUCCGACAAAAAUUCCCAAGCCGGUUAUAAUUCUGGAUAAAGAAAUUUUAAGUUCAGAAGAAAAAUUCGAAUCUCCAGAAAAGAAGAGUCGUCCUGCAACACCUAUAUCGGUGAGACGGCAUCCACGCACACCAAGCACCAGUUCACAGGUCUCCCAAAGUCCCACAACAUUUGCUAAAGCCCUAAAUUCAGUCGCCUCAUCCUCUUCGGUGGAAGAUAAACCUACUAAAACACCAAUACGAGAGAAAAAGGCUACACCUAUAUCAGUGAGAAGGACACCACGCAAUUCCAUAUCGGUUGCACCGGUAAAUACUCCCACUUUAGUCGAGGAGGCUAUGGAUGCUUGGCCUUUAAAUAAAGAAGAGUCGAAUCAACCCCCGACCAAAACUACAACCAUCACAAAGGAAGAUGGUGUUAAACCACUGCCAACAAGCGAUGUUACUUGCGAUCGUACCGAGGACAUUUGUUUAGUUUAUGAGGAGACGGUGGAGGAAGCUCCAGCUAUUUCUUCGUCACAGACAGAAAAUGCUGCUAAGCAAUGUGAAAGUAAGAAUGAAAAUUCAGCAAAGCCUCCAGUAACACCUAGUAAUAAGACUCCAAGGCGAGUGGCUUUAAAGACAAUAUCAACUCCGAAAUCAAAAAAGAAAUUGUUAGAUUAAGAGAAAUAAAUGAUGCAAUUUGUUGCUAAUGUUGGUAUUAUUUCUGAAAUAUGUAGUUAUAAGAUUUGUCGAAUCUAUAAAUAUAAUGUUCUUUUGGUUUACAA
Molecule: messenger RNA, 2835 nt
Organism: Musca domestica (house fly)
Lineage: Eukaryota; Metazoa; Arthropoda; Insecta; Diptera; Muscidae
Gene: Caf1-105
Product: chromatin assembly factor 1 subunit B
Exons: 2
Coding region: 98-2731 (877 amino acids)
Biological process (GO): DNA replication-dependent chromatin assembly; nucleosome assembly
Cellular component (GO): nucleus; CAF-1 complex
Molecular function (GO): protein binding
Source: RefSeq, a predicted model, not a curated record